GGCGCCUCCUGCGCCUGCGCCGCGGCCCCGAGUCUCCCCAGCGGCAGCGAAGGAGUUUGGAAGUUCAAAAUGGCCGCCGCGGCAGAGCCUGAGCUGCGAGCGCCCGAGGUGGAGGAUGCUGAUGCAUCAGAGAAAAGCGUAAAUGAAGAAAAUGGGGAAGUAUCAGAGGCAGAUCAACCUCAGAACAAGCACAGCCGACACAAAAAAAAGAAACACAAACACCGAAGUAAACACAAGAAACAUAAACAUUCUUCAGAAGAAGAUAAGGACAAAAAACAUAAACACAGACACAAACAUAAGAAACAUAAACGGAAAGAGGUAGCUGAUGCUUCUGACAAAGAAGAUGGACCAGCUAAAAGAACUAAAAUUGAUUUUUUAGCUCCUCUGGAAGACUUGGAGAAACAAAGGGCAUUAUUGAAAGCUGAACUUGAAAAUGAAUUAAUGGAAGGAAAAGUCCAGUCUGGGAUGGGAUUAAUAUUACAAGGUUAUGAGUCAGGAUCUGAAGAAGAGGGAGAGAUUAAUGAAAAAGCACGAAAUGGAACGAGACCUACGGCUAAGUCAAACACUAAGGGGAAGUUAGAACCCGUGGACAAUAAAACUAGUUCCAAGAAAGGAAGUAAGAGUGAAUCAAAAGAAAGGACUAGGCACAGAUCUGACAAAAAGAAAGGCAAAGUAGGAGUUGAUGGAAUCAAAGAGAAGACAGCGAGAAGCAAGUCAAAAGAGAGGAGGAAAUCCAAAAGCCCUUAUAAGAGAAGUAAGUCUCAAGAUCAAAUAAGGAAAUCAAGAUCUCCGAUGCUUAAAAGACGAUCUCAGGAGAAAAACAGAAAGUCUAAAUCCCCCCCAGAGGACAGAAAUAAGGCUGACGAUAAAAGUAAAUCGAGAGAUCGCAGAAAGUCUCCGGUUGCAAAUGAAAACAAAAGCAGAGAUCGUGGCAGAAAGUCUAAAUCUCCAACAGAACUAAGAAGUAAAUCCAAAGAUAGAAGAUCACGGUCCAAAGAUAGAAAACCUAGGAGAUCAGAGACUGACAAAGAAAAAAAGCCAAUUAAAUCUCCUUCUAAAGAUGCUUCUUCAGGGAAAGAAAACAGGUCCCCCAGACGACCUGGCCGUAGCCCAAAAGGAAGAAGCUUAUCUCCCAGACAGCGUGAAAAGUCAAGACGAAGCAGAUCCCCUCUCUUUAAUGAUCGUAGAUCUAAACAGAGUAAAUCCCCCUCUAGAACCCGGUCACCAGUUAGACGGCUGAGGAGUAGAUCUGCAGAAAGGAAAAGAAGAGAAUCGGAAAGGAGGCGUCUGUCUUCUCCCAGAACGCGGACGAGAGAUGACAUUUUGUCGAGACGUGAAAGAUCAAAAGAUGUGAGCCCACCCAGUAGAUGGUCCCCAUCCAGGAGAAGGUCUCGGUCCCCCAUUAGAAGGAGGUCUCGUUCGCCCCUUCGACGUAGCCGAUCUCCGAGAAGGCGGAGCAGAUCUCCCAGGAGGAGGGAUAGAGGCAGAAGAAGUAGAUCUCGCCUUCGGAGGAGGUCCAGGUCACGUGGUGGCCACAGACGUAGGAGCAGAAGCAAAGUUAAAGAAGACAAAUUUAAAGGUAGUCUUUCUGAGGGCAUGAAAGCUGAACAGGAGUCAUCAUCAGAUGAAAAUCUUGAAGACUUUGAUUUGGAAGAGGAAGAUGAAGAAGCGGAGAUAAGACAAAGAAGAUUACAGCGACAAGCAAUUGUUCAGAAAUACAAAGGCCAGACAGAAGACAGUAACAUAUCUGUACCGUCUGAACCGAGCAGUCCUCAGAGCAGUACACGUAGUCGCUCCAAUUCACCAGAGGACAUCCUAGAGAGAGUAGCUGCUGAUGUCAAGGAGUACGAACGGGAAAAUGUGGACACGUUUGAGGCAUCAGUAAAAGCCAAGCACAACCUCAUGACGGUUGAACAGAACAACGGUUCCUCUCAGAAGAAACUGCUCGCCCCUGAUAUGUUCACAGAAUCAGAUGAUAUGUUUGCUGCAUACUUUGAUAGUGCCCGACUAAGGGCUGCUGGGUUUGGAAAAGACUUCAAGGAAAACCCCAAUCUCAGGGAUAACUGGACUGAUGCAGAAGGCUAUUACCGUGUUAAUAUAGGUGAAGUCCUAGAUAAGCGUUACAAUGUCUAUGGCUACACUGGUCAGGGAGUCUUCAGUAAUGUCGUGCGAGCCAGGGACAUGGCAAGAGCAAACCAAGAAGUAGCUGUUAAAAUCAUCAGGAACAAUGAACUUAUGCAAAAAACUGGCCUAAAAGAACUGGAAUUUUUGAAGAAGCUCAAUGAUGCAGAUCCUGAUGACAAGUUUCAUUGUCUACGGUUGUUCAGACAUUUCUACCACAAACAACAUCUCUGUCUGGUAUUUGAGCCACUCAGUAUGAAUUUACGAGAGGUGUUGAAGAAGUACGGGAAAGAUGUUGGGCUCCAUAUUAAAGCUGUGCGAUCCUACAGCCAGCAGUUGUUCCUGGCUCUAAAACUUCUUAAAAGGUGCAAUAUCCUACAUGCAGAUAUUAAACCAGAUAAUAUUUUGGUGAAUGAGUCCAAAACGAUACUAAAGCUUUGUGAUUUUGGGUCAGCUUCGCAUGUGGCAGACAAUGACAUCACCCCUUACCUAGUUAGUAGAUUUUAUCGAGCUCCAGAAAUCAUUAUAGGAAAAAUCUAUGACUAUGGUAUAGAUAUGUGGUCUGUAGGCUGCACAUUAUAUGAACUUUAUACAGGAAAAAUACUGUUUCCUGGCAAAACCAAUAACCACAUGUUGAAAUUAGCCAUGGAUCUCAAAGGAAAGAUGCCAAACAAGAUGAUUCGAAAAGGUGUGUUCAAAGAUCAGCACUUUGAUCAAAAUCUCAACUUUAUGUAUAUAGAAGUAGAUAAAGUGACAGAAAGGGAGAAAGUUACAGUUAUGAGCACCAUUAAUCCAACCAAGGACCUGUUAGCGGACUUGAUUGGGUGCCAACGACUCCCUGAAGACCAGCGUAAAAAAGUGCACCAGCUAAAGGACUUGUUGGACCAGAUUCUAAUGUUAGACCCAGCUAAACGGAUUAGCAUCAACCAGGCUCUGCAGCACGCCUUCAUCCAGGAAAAAAUAUAAACCAGAUGAAGAAGUUCAAAGGGUUUGAGUAAUUAACGUACAAAGACUGAAGAAAUUUCACAGCAGUUGUUAAUGUAUAUAAACAUAAAUAUUUCCCCCUGCAAGGUUGAGGAUGAAAUGAUACAUUUGAAUUAACAUCAAGGCCGAUAUUUCUUUUAGAAAUGUUAGAGUAAUUCUGUUUUGUGUCUUAUGUGAAAAUUUUCACUGUAGAACUGUUUUAAUUGCCAAGACUGCACAGAAGUACAAUGCUAAUGUAUAUGGUUGCAGUUCGUAUAUAUUAUAAAAAGGAAAAAAAAAAAAGCAUCUGUUAUAAAAAAAAAGCCCAAAAACAAAAGAAAGAAAAGAAAAAAAACCACAAAAGAGCAGUAAUACUGGGUGGUUGAUUUGUUUUUAGCAGACUUGGCUUCAGUUUUGUCUUGAAAAAAUGGCCAGCAUAAAUGCUGUUUAUAUUCACGUUUUCCUAGGUGUGUGUGUGCAGGCCACAGCAGCAUGCCCUUGGUGUAGUCAGUGCCGAAGGGGGCCUGUUCCUUCUUGAGCCUGCCCGCAGGGAUGGUCUCCUCUUUUAAAGCAGGUUGUGUACAACUUUCAGUACACUGAAGGUAAGCUAUAACCCAUCCACAUCACCGGUGUUUACGCUGUUAUUUUACUGGAAGGACUGAGGAGCGAGAGACGAUAGCAUUGUGGCAGAAUUCCCCCCCGCAUGUUUGAGAAAUGACCUUGUUUUCUUUUCUGGCCUUGCAAGCGCGGCGUAGUUACCCGAGUGCCGUCACUGCUGCGGCCGGCCUCGCGAGAGAGCCCGGAGCGCGCGCACCCGACGGAUGGAGCGCCUUCAGUGUACUGUUUCUUAUUACCUUAGUUUUUUUUAACCGACUUGCUAUAUAGACUUUGUAUACAUUUUGUUAAAGACAGUUCACUAUGACAUAGAACCGAUACUUAACGGAAGAGUUUUCAUUUAGUAACCGCGUACGUUGGGAUCUCAUCCGAAAGACCUUAUAUCUAAAGGCUAGCUAGAGGACAUAAUGAAAUUUUUAACUAUUUGUAUGUCAUUUUGAAAGUGUACUGCUUUAUGCUAAAAGUGUUUCGUUUGUUCAUCGUUUUUCAUUAUUUGUGAUCAUGUUGUCUUUCAAUACAGGCAUAAACCUUCCACUCUUGAACAAAGCAGCUGCUUUUUAAAAGCGAGAAAAAGGAAAGCGAGUCACAGGCCACUCAACGCCUACUCCAUGGGUCUGAUUUGCUGAGACACCAACUUCACCUUCCUAACAAGGUUAUUUCUGACAGCAUGUGUAGAUAAACAUUUAGCAACCAGUUAAAAGAGCGUGAAAACAUUUUGAGUUGGUUGUACAGGGUGAUGAGGAAAACGGCAUCGAACCUGUCAGGUCCCUGCUUGCUUGCUUUAAUGUUCUGACAAUGUCCAGAAGUCCACCUUGUCCAUUUUGUUAAUAUAGUCCCGACAAGCUGUGAAAACCCCACUGGUUUCACGUACUUCUAUCGUACUUCCUCCAACUAAGAAGGGUUUUUGUAUCCGUCUAGGUACAUAAUGGCAACAAUCAGGCACCCUUAGUGCACCCGAGAAUGGACAAAUGCCACAAAGCAGUCAUUCUGCUGGUGGGGAGUACCCCACCGAGGAGGCGCAAUGAGCUCACCACGAAAACGAGCAGGAGAUGGGUGCUUUUGUGUGCCAUUUUGGAACCUUCAGCCUGUCUCUUCUCAGUUUAGAUUGUAAAAUUCGUAACGAAAAAUAAUGUCUCCCCGAUUCCUGCAUAUUAAGGUGCAGCUCAAAAGAAGAUGAUGGCUACCAGAAGACAUGGACAAAGGUUUCUGUCCUAUAAAAGAUACGAAAAAUACUCUUCGUGUAGUUGUGUCUUAAUCCUUUGGUUUCCAGCGCUCCAGUUUAGACUCGUAACGCUGCCGCGGUUCUGAUAAUCCCUGAGACCUACUUACUGUGUUAGAACCUGGUACACAGAUGUGUUUGUUUCAUUUCUGGUUGGAGAGGGUUUUGGUUUUGUUAAUUGUGAUUAAAUGCAGGUAAAUAAACAUUACUGGUUUAAAUAGAGUUUCCUUAAGAUGAUAGCGUGAGCGGUACAAAGCCUAGGAAAGUUUAGGGGGAAAAAAUCUGCCUUGAGAUUUGGUCAAAAUACCUGUGUUUUAACUAGUAAAUAUUGAGGCAGCUGAUGCACUUCUUUCUUUAACUUUGGCAGGUUUGUUAUUUUAAUUCUGGCAAACUGUUGCUGAUGAGCAGAGACCAGCUGGCAGGGGUUAUCCAAAGCAAGUGGCUUUCAGUCCUCCGUCCAGUACCAGCCCCUGCUAUUACUUCUUGUCGGCAACGAUAGAAAGUCUUUUUUCUCUGGCUUCAGAAGCCUCUGGAUUGAGGACUUUUGGAGGCUGUUAAGGAACCUCUCCACUUUUAGGCAAUACUUGUCCCAGUGGCCUGUGGGCUCUGAGGGGAGCGGUGCAGAGGCAGGCAGCUGGACUCCUGUGGUCGCAGCUUGGUUGCAAACACAACAGCCCUGCAGCAGAGGUGACAUGCUGAACUAUUUCUCAGCUAAUCUAAGAGGGAGGGUGAUUUCCCUUUUCCUCCUCUAGGAGAAGAUGUACUUUGUGUCUUCCCCUGAGGUCCUGCCUGUACGAAGUCUAGCUAGAUCUACUGUGCUGAUUUCUGUUUCCUCCUCCUUUGUGGUGACAAGGAGCUUUACAUUUAACGUGCUUAGUUUGCCAAAAUUAAGAUACCAGCCCCAUGCAGUUAGAUGUGGGUGUAUUACCUUGGUGUGUACUACCGUAACUUUUAAGAGCUUUUGAUAGAAUGUCAUGGCUCCUUUAAAACCUUUUUAAUAAUACUUUGUCUCCACACGUAGGGUAAGUGGCAUUAAACCUCAGAGGAACCUCUGUGUGUGUGUGUGUUGACCAUCCGCAGAAGUCUGGGCUGCUGCUGGAGACGGAGCCCUCUGCUACCGUACGUGUGAAACCGUAACGCGGGCGCAGGACGACGGGAAGUGGCAAGUGCUUGAAAUCAAUAAAACAUGCUUAAAACUUAA
Colius striatus (speckled mousebird) is the source of this 6119-nucleotide messenger RNA. It is a transcript of the gene PRP4K, whose product is annotated as pre-mRNA processing factor kinase PRP4K. Lineage: Eukaryota; Metazoa; Chordata; Aves; Coliiformes; Coliidae. Gene Ontology annotation, biological process: peptidyl-serine phosphorylation; mRNA cis splicing, via spliceosome; peptidyl-threonine phosphorylation. The coding region runs from base 70 to 3087 and encodes 1005 amino acids. Gene Ontology annotation, molecular function: protein serine/threonine kinase activity; ATP binding. The transcript is spliced from 17 exons. The record is from RefSeq and is a predicted model, not a curated record.